Molecule: messenger RNA, 1568 nt
Organism: Glycine soja
Lineage: Eukaryota; Viridiplantae; Streptophyta; Magnoliopsida; Fabales; Fabaceae
Product: E3 ubiquitin-protein ligase At1g12760-like
Exons: 5
Coding region: 168-1310 (380 amino acids)
Source: RefSeq, a predicted model, not a curated record
AAGCAAACUACAAUGUCACCAUCUUAAUUUCCGAUUUCAGAAAAGACCUAUUUUUUUUUUUCCAUAUUCACCCUCGUCGAAUCGUCGAUUUCAAUCCCCUGUUUUUCGCUGUUAGUGUCAGAACUAGAUUCAGAUUCAGAUUCAGAUGUCCUGAAGCGCCCUCACACAUGGCCACGACAACAAGGUCACCGAAUCGUUCCUCCGAGGACGCCGCCGAUCCCACGCCGUUCCUCGGCACUUCUUCCGACGAAUCCACCUCCGGCCGCCGCCUCCUCCGCCGCCCGAGUCUCCGCGAGGCUGCGCGCUUCCUGCGCCAGGCCAGCGGCCGCCGCCUCAUGCGCGAGCCGUCCAUGGUGGUGCGGGAGGCGGCGGCGGAGCAGCUCGAGGAGAGGCAGAGCGAUUGGGCCUAUUCCAAGCCCGUCGUCGUCUUGGACAUUCUCUGGAACUUCGCCUUCGUCGCGGCCGCCGCAACCGUCUUCAUUCUCAGCCGCAACGAGAAUCCCAACAUGCCUCUCAGGCUGUGGAUUGUAGGCUACGCUCUGCAGUGCGUUCUUCACGUCGCGUGCGUCUGCGUCGAGUACCAGCGCCGCCUACGCCGCCGCGAACAGUCCAACGCCGCCGCUAUCGCGGGUGGCGGCAGCGGAGAUUUGGGUCCGCCUUCGAUGGACGGCUCUGGACACUACGUGUCGUUGGCGCAGUUCGACGACGAUGGUAUAAGUAUGGCAAAGCAUUUGGAAUCAGCCAACACAAUGUUUUCGUUUAUUUGGUGGGUUGUUGGAUUCUAUUGGGUGUCAGCUGAUAGUGAAUCUUUGGUCCGAGAUUCUCCCCUGCUCUACUGGUUAUGUAUAGCCUUCCUGGGUUUUGAUGUUUUCUUUGUCGUUUUCUGUAUGGCACUAGCAUGCAUCGUUGGUAUUGCUGUUUGCUGUUGUCUUCCAUGUAUCAUUGCACUCCUGUAUGCAGUUGCAGACCAGGAAGGGGCAUCAAAAGAAGACAUUGAGCAGUUGUCAAAAUUCAAGUUCCAAAGAACUGAAACUAAUGAGAAACUUGCUGGGAAUACACAAGGAGCUGCUGGAGGAAUAAUGAUUGAAUGCGAUGCUGAUUCUCCCAUUGAACAUGUUCUUUCUGAUGAGGAUGCGGAAUGUUGCAUCUGCCUUUCUGCUUAUGAUGACGGGGUUGAACUUAGACAACUUCCUUGUGGCCACCAUUUUCACUGUGCCUGUGUGGACAAAUGGCUGCAUAUCAAUGCUACAUGCCCCCUCUGCAAGUACAACAUCUUGAAAAGUACCAGUCAUGCUCAAGACGAAGUGUAGUCAGAAUAGCUCCUAGCAGCCAUGUUGGGGAAAUUGCAUUUCUUUUGGUUUACAGUAUAAUAGGCACAACUUGUUAAUAUAAUUCAAUGCAGGCCUUUAUUGUAGUUGCUACUGCUGCAUAUCGUUUAUCUCAUAGUGAUAGUUGUUUUGAUUAUUCUUCGUUAUGGUGGCUUCUUAAUGGUUGUGUACAUCUGCUCAUUGUAUACCGUAAAUAAUUAUCUUGAGGAAAAUUGGUUGACGUUUUUUUUAUCUUUGUCA